AGCCGUUUUCUGGCACAGGCCUUGGCCGCCGCACCCUCUCGGGCCUCUCUCCCGGCUGCUCCCGGCCCUGCCGCCAUGGUGGCUCGGGCGGUGCUCCCGGUGCUCCUCCUCGUGCUCGCGGGCCACGGCCGUGCCGCCGCGGACGAGGCCUCGACCACGGACGAGGAUCGCCGCCUGGAGGCUACCAGCACCGCGGACGUGGAAGACGGUAAAGACAUUGUGACCACCAUCGGGGGCACCGGCACGAUUAAGAUAGCCGGCUCGUACGUAGCGGACGAAGUCCUUCCGUCGGGCGUUACUUCCGACGACCUUAUGGCGUCCGCCGUCUACGUUGACGCCAAAGCGGCAGGGUUGGCUGGUGCUCUGAAUGUGGCUGUUUACCAGGUUGAGAUUAUGGGUUUUAUCGUUAAUCUCGUGGCACGCCGGCUCACUGCCGCCAGCACAGUUAGUAUUACGACUCUGUUCUCGAUCACGGUUGAUGAGAGUGCUGGCGAGGCCUUUAUCACAUUAAUUGAAGGAGCUGCAGACGAGAUCGUCACCUAUACAAACAAUGCUAUGGCUGCUGCUGAUUGGAGUAGUGAAACGGUGAUCACCAGCGCUCCUACGCUUGCGAACAUCGUUGUUCGGACGGCGUCCUCCUGGAUUCUGCACCGAAUGACAUAUUGCCCAGAGUGGAGUUCGGGCGGCGUUUACUCAUCCGUGGCUGAAGCACAGGCUGCCUGCAGUUCUGACGAUUGUUUUGGUGUGUAUGACAAGGGCUGCGAUGGAGGAACAGAUGACGUGUUUCUGUGCAGUUCGGAUCACAUCGCAACGCCUAACGACCUCCAAAAAUCAUGGACAAGUUGUGUGUAUUCGAAGGCGGGAGCCGAAUAUGACGCGAGCGCAGCAACGUCGUCGUGGGCGUGGAGUGGAGCUGCGUUGAUAACCGCUGUCGCUUGCAUGGCUGCUUGAGCGGUGCCCCGUCCUCGCCCCUUGCUACUCCCGCUUCCCUGCCUCCUCCUCCAUCAUCGCCCCCAUCUCCCUGGCGCUUGCACAGCCUGGUCCUGCAGGACCAAAUGGAACUGAGCCACCAUCCCUUGCUACAGACAUCUGUGUGUUACACUUUUCGCUCGAUUGGCUCAUCGCAGCAGCUCAUCUGCCGCUCCGUGAAUACAGUUUCAGAGAGGGAGAGAGAGAGAGAGAGAGAGAGAAAGAGAGAGAGAGAGAGAGAGCGUUGCAAUUGUGGGCCAAAGACGCUGUGAUAUAGCGCGAUCCAGCCUUAUAUAAUCUUAUCUAGGGAGCCACUUUCGAACCCUACCCCUGCAGGCCAGAUUUCUGAAGAAGUUCGGGGUGUCUGAUGCCGCAGCGUUUAUCGGGCCCGCAGGGGCAGGGGUUCGUAAAUGGUCGGCGACUUUCGCAGCGCUCUGACGAGUCCGCUGACCGCACUGAGGGUACCUUCGUAGAAAUCACACACGCCAGUCGUUGAGAAUAGGUAUUCGUGGAUUCCCAGAUCCCCAUCUACUUCAGGCGCCUUCCUGCUUCAAGGAUCGAAUGGUU
Prorocentrum cordatum is the source of this 1536-nucleotide messenger RNA. The record is from the annotation of a GenBank genome assembly. NCBI's taxonomy places the organism in Eukaryota, Dinophyceae, Prorocentrales, Prorocentraceae.